Molecule: messenger RNA, 183 nt
Organism: Clonostachys solani
Lineage: Eukaryota; Fungi; Ascomycota; Sordariomycetes; Hypocreales; Bionectriaceae
Source: the annotation of a GenBank genome assembly
AUGCCUGAUUUCAGUAUCGUAGUUGGGGGAAGACUCCCCGCUCGUAUGCAGAAUGGCACACCCUUCCCGGGGUCCGGUCUGGGUAUCAAGAUCGUCGGCGAUGUCACCUGCGAGGGAGUUGAAGUCAUGCGCAAGGCGGGAGAGGCCGGGAACUAUGAUGAGGUCUAUUUCGUCCUGCCCUAA